This is a messenger RNA of Scomber scombrus (Atlantic mackerel), 1793 nucleotides long. RefSeq names its product arginine vasopressin induced 1 (gene avpi1). The record is from RefSeq and is a predicted model, not a curated record. The transcript has 3 exons. Lineage: Eukaryota; Metazoa; Chordata; Actinopteri; Scombriformes; Scombridae. The coding region runs from base 172 to 783 and encodes 203 amino acids.
GUCGGCUCAAGGACAGAAAUUGAUUGCAGGUGAGGGUGACAAACAAACUGUCCCGCUUUAGUCCAGCCAUUGUUGCAGCUUUCAUUGGAAAUGAGAGCGACUGCAAAGAAGGGGAUCCAGUAGGACUAAAGUAUUGUGGAUAUAGCCUCUGGUCUUCGGCAGUGUCAGUGUAUGCCACCUUUCCCUGUAUUACUCUGGAUGGAUACCGGAUCCGGGUCCCCUCCAUCUUCCAUGGUGGCAGGCCCUCCUCCACUGUGGCGGCUGGCUGAGAGGCGAAGCAGAAAGGCUGGCUCGGGGAACAUUUUCAGCAAUGUGAAUCUGUGGCAGAUCCAAAGGCUUUUCAGAGCGGCUGGGGACCAGGAUGCUGAGCAACGGGCCCAGCUUAUUUGGGGCCACAGAGAUGAGGCUGAACUGGCACAGGCUUUAGUAGCAAUGAGGGCCCGGAGUCACCACAGAGGGCUGAGGACUAAUGGAAGAGACAUUCUGGGCUCACGGUGGCUGAGAGCCUUCAAUCACCUCAGGAUUGGAGAGAGCUUGCCAAGCAUUCAAGGGAAGGAACCUGCAGAUGAGAGUGAGUCUGAGUCUGGGGCACACAGUAGUCCAGAGCCACACCGACACACCUCAGUAGGGACAACAGGAAGAAGCACAGUGGCCACAGUGGCACUAAAUGAGAGCCAGGGCCCCACAGGGACAUCUGAGAGACCAGUUAGAGCUUGCGUGGGACUGAGGAGAGGAGGAGAGAAGAAUGACCCAGAGAGAUACCUCCACAGAAUACUUCACUGACUUGACCAAAACAUCUGAAAUAUCAAACUGACUUUUAACCUGCACAGGCUGAAUACUUUUCUGAUGUGAUCAGACACUGGAGCAAGGUUGAAUUAACUUGUAGGAAGAGCAACUUGGUAAACUCGCUAUUAUGAUGUCUUGACUUUCAUGGCGCUGCAUUGUGCACUGAUGCAGACACCUUCAUGACAGCAGCACAGAAACCUCGGAUCGGCUCCUGGUAUCUCACAACUUUGUAUUGUGGUUGCCUCUCAAGAACUGCCUUAUGUGUUCUCCUGAAUUCAUCCUACCACUCACACUAAGACUGCAUCCUGACAAUUAUCGCCUAAACGAUCAGCAUGUGGACAGUGAUGUCAUUUAUAUAGUUUUGUUGUUCAAAGGUGUUGAUGAAGAAGUGGACGUGUGUGUGUAAUUAUUAACUUAUUUGAUGUUAUUUUAAAAAUGUUCCCAUCUUUAUAUGACCCAGUGUUUAUCAGUCUGAACAUAUUGAUGUCAUUAUGUACAGCUGCACUGUGGAUUCACUUACCAAUACAUAUAUCUAUCUCCUACACCACAAAUAAAGCCAUACAUGUAUGAGACAAUGUACUGUGUCUAUAUACUAGCUUGAAAACAGCUUAAGUACUUGGGUAAGGUGGGAGAGUGGAUAACAUGUCACUGGACAUGUUGACUCAGACUUAAUGACACAAAUGUUGUACUGUAUUUCAUAUAACCUCAGCCAGCUGCUGGUUUUCCCUUGGUGAAAGUAAAUCAUCAGGUGGGCAACUCAAGAUACCAAAAAUUAUAAAUAAUAACAGCAAGGCCAAACUUAAAAGCAUUUCUUACUGUCCAAGGAAUGACCGAGUUGUUCUUUUAUUCAAUUUUUGAUUGGUAACAGUGUAAAAACCCACUGUGCCCGUGGAAGACUGUUUGUCACCAACCUCAUCAGAUUGCUGGAAACUUGAUUAUGUUUUUCGAUAAUACUGUUGAUGUGUAUUUUUUAGAUGUGUGGUAAUAAAGAAGUGUUUGUAUUGAUA